Molecule: messenger RNA, 1128 nt
Organism: Cuscuta epithymum
Lineage: Eukaryota; Viridiplantae; Streptophyta; Magnoliopsida; Solanales; Convolvulaceae
Source: the annotation of a GenBank genome assembly
AUUUCAAGGGAUUAAGCACCACCAUUUUGGCUAUUAGAUCUCCAACAUUUGUUUCCUUUAUUUUCCUUUAGGAUAACGUACAUUUUUAUAGUAAUGGAGCGUGCCAGAUAUGUUGUCCCAGGCCACCUCCUAAAACAGGCGAUCCCGGUUCAAGUCCCGAACCAAGAUCGCCCCCACCCCGCUAAACCACUAUCUUCAACUCACCAUAAAGGGGGUGGUGUUACAAAGACUACCGAGCCUUUGCCGCGUUCUUCAAAUGUGAAAAAAGUACCCUCCUCCGAGUCAACGGGUGGACAUUGCGGCUACGGUGGCAAUGUUCGUGGGUCUGGUAAGGAUGUUGGCGAUGAUGACGUUGAUAAGAAAGCUACAAGCUAUAUUUUGAAGGUUAAAGAGCGAAUCAGGUUGGAAGAACUGAAAAUUUUGAAUGAAAAGAAGUGAAAUUUGGUGUGUAAGCUACAAUAAGGACUCAAUAAGUAUAUUUAUAGACUAUAUAACGGGUCUCGUCCCUAUUUCACAAGGGGGUGAUUUUCUUCCGAUUCCAAUGGUUGCAUCACUAAUGAAUUGUGUAUAAAAGUGAUGAUCCAUUUCUGUUGAAGCAUUUGUCCCACACCGGAAAGCUAUAAAACAAUUAAACACUAUAUAAGGCUUUGGGCUACUCCUCCUAAUAGGUUGACCUUUUAGGAUGGAACCCCGGGUCUUAACAUGGUAUCAGAGCCAAUUCCGGUUGUGGUUUGACGGCUUGUUUAGCACCCAUGAUUAAGGGUAGCUUGUUAAGGGUUUGUUUGGCCCGUUUAUACACCCCGAUAUUGUCCAGCCCGGUUCGGGCUGAGGGGGCGUGUUGAAGCAUUUGUCCCACACCGGAAAGCUAUAAAACAAUUAAACACUAUAUAAGGCUUUGGGCUACUCCUCCUAAUAGGUUGACCUUUUAGGAUGGAACCCCGGGUCUUAACAAUUUCCUCUUUGUAUUGUAUUUCACGUUUCAAGUCUUCGGAUAUGCUACUCUCAUUAACCAAACGGGAUUGUCAUUAUCCUAUUAUAAUCCACCACAAUCUACAUCCCUAUGGCUAUACUCCGUAUAUAAAUAUACAAUACUACAUACUACGUAUAUUAUAUUAUGUCCAAUCGAUG